Molecule: messenger RNA, 696 nt
Organism: Talaromyces atroroseus
Lineage: Eukaryota; Fungi; Ascomycota; Eurotiomycetes; Eurotiales; Trichocomaceae
Exons: 2
Coding region: 1-696 (231 amino acids)
Source: RefSeq, a predicted model, not a curated record
AUGGUCUACAACGUCACUGAGAAGGAAGUCCAGCCCAAGGUCUGGAGCAAUGUCAAUGGCAAUCAAUCCGAGCUCCUAGAUCGCUUUGCUGUGGCUGAGAUUUGCAAGGGCUGGCCACUUUACCGGGAUGCCUCGGAAUGGGUGCAUUACCGGGAUCUGUUCACGGAUGACGCAUAUAUCUUUACUACAUGGAGUGGCGGCGUGACAAUCGACGAGUUCAUCGAAGUCUCCAAAAAGGGCCGCGCCAAUGGCGACUUCAUCAUGCAUCGCGAGUGCGGAACCCUGGUAGACCUCAACCAAAAAACCGGACGAGCCAUUGGCAAGAUGAAGACAACCAUCACCCAGCGCUUCAACUGGGACGGACUCGAGUUCGACAUUGACUGCGACAACCGGUUCAUCUUUUUCUGCAAGAAGAAUGCGCAGGGCGAGUGGAAGCAUGUCUACUACAAGGUCAUUUAUGAGAAGGACCGUGUGGUCCCCGUUGAUGGGAAGAAUGUCCCGAAAUUCGAGGAGAAGGAGCUCAGCAAGUACCCCUAUGGAUACCGGCAUUUGGGCGUGGCUCAGGAACGGCUGGGACAUAAGUGUCUUACCAAUUUGCCAACGAUGAACAACAAAGGCUAUACCAAGAUGUAUGAGGCCAUGGAUACGUGGUUGGAGGGAGGUUCUGUAGAUAAAUUGCUGGAGGUUCCAAAAUAA